CUGCAAUGUUUCGCUCAAGCACAAGCCCUGCACUUAGGCAUACCCGCCAGCAGCCUGUACGCACUUACAUAACACACAGAAAGGAUGCGAAAUAUAGUGAAAUAGGGGCAAAUAUAGGUCUUAGAAUGCAUAAGCAAUCAUCCUUGGACUAUAGGAGUGGGUUAGCAACAACACCACUACCACUACGACGAGGAUAUAACACGUACCAUGCAAUGAUCAGCGAGAGCGAGAGCGAGUUGAGCUCGGGCCACCACGACCCUUCAGAAAGCAGGUUCAAUCCGAACACUCUUUCGACUAUGAAUAGUACAGUUGACAGCGAUUCAGCAACAACAGCUAUAGCCACACACCAGGUGAACCCAGAUACAGCGAAUGUGAUAUCACUAGGUUCGAAUUCGAAUACGAAUAUGAAUACAAGUAAAGGGCCUGGUGUAAACGAUAUAGAUAGAGCUGUAGGCGGUGUGAAUGGUAGUGUGAGGGAAGUUUGUGGUUGGAAUCCGGAUGGGGAUGGACAUGCUACAGAAUUGAAUGCCCCCAACGAACAAAAACGAAGUUCAUGGUCACCAAGGGGGAGACGAGAGAAAGACAAUCAGAACCCCUUGAAACUAAACUUGAGAAUUCACCCAGAAGCUAAGAAUGUUUUGGGAGCGCACCAGUCCUUGCCGAGUUUCCGGAGAGAUGUUGAUGCCAUAUUCGCAGGCAAGGGGUCGAAGAGGAAGCUGGACGAGGACUUGCUGAUCAAUGCGCUCAACAAUAUCCGCAAACGGCUGGCCAUAUCCCCCACUUAUCGACUCGAGGAGUUCAACAGACUUGUGAAUCGGAUGCGGAGAGCGAAUGUUAAAUUCAGCAAGAACAUUUACACGGAAUUGACAAAUGUCGGCUUUGAGAUCGACGUCAGCGGUAAGACCGGAUUCCACUACAUGACCGAGAUGAAAAAGCACGGUCACGCGGUCGAAGGAGAGCCCUACUUCUACUGUCUCAGUCAUUUGGCAGAGAAGGGAGAGAUUAAGACGGCUGAGCGCAUCCUGACUGAGAUGGAGAAAGCAGGCACCGCCACUGAAGAUUGCUACAUCCCAAUCAUCCAAGCCUUGGUGAAAAAUGGUAGGGAGAAAGACAGAAUUAACUACAUCUUCGAGCGCGCGCGGAAGGCCGAUGUUCUGUUGGGCGUCAAGACAUACACACAGUACAUCGCCGCCAUAGCUGAGAAUCCUCAUCUCGGGCUGGGAGAGAUAGUUAGUGUGUGGGACAAGAUGAGUAAUAUGGGCUUGGCUCAGAACAGUCAUACAGCUCGUACAGCCAUCAAUGCCGCUGAGAAUAUGUCAGAUCUCAAGGUGGUAGUGAGAAUGGCUAAAAAAGCCCAUGUGCUUGAAGAUGCAUACGUCCAACGAGCUCUAGUGUAUUCCUAUGCGAACUUGUAUGCGUUGAAGGAUGUCAGGCGCAUGCUUCUACAAACACACUUAGACAACCAUGGGCAACCGAGAAAACUGGCUGAUUUCGAGGGCACGAUGGCCGGUGUGCUUACUCGCCUGGGGAACAAAGGCAAUGCCCAGGCCAAAGCAGAGGCCACAACCUUUCUGUACAACUUGGUACGGGAGGAGCACAUUCUGGUCAACCAGAAGUUCUGCACGCAGAUGAUGAUGUACUUCACCAAAGCCCAACAGUACAGCAAGACCAAAGAAGUGUUCGAAUUACUAAAAACCAUGAAGGGUGGCUACGACACCCAUGCCGCCAACGCCAUGAUCCACCAACUAUCAAUCGAGGGGAAGAUCACCGACGCCGUCGAGCUGAUGGCUGAGGUGAGCCGCAACCCAAACUGUGCCUUGGACCAGUUUACGAUCGCACCCAUCAUCAACGCCGCCGCCAAAACCGACAACGCGCCCAUGGUAGCCAUGCUGCGCCAGCUCAGUAACCAGCACCAACUGCCGCGGUUCUAUACCUCACUGCGCGCUGAGUUUGAUAUGCACGUGCGGAUGGAGAACUUUGAUAUGUUGCUGCCCAUCAUUCAGGAUAUGAGAGAACUCAACCGGCCUUUCAGUGCCGAUGUGUGUGAGAUCAUGAUGAAUCUGAAUCUAAAACGCAACAAUUACACGGGUGCGAUGACGUGGUUUGGAAAGGCCAUCAGUCAUGACGCCCAUAUUCCCAGCAACGCGUACCACUGGAGUCCGGAAGUGUAUGUCGAGGCACAUCGAGCAAUAGGCGUUGCGCUGGCAGACGCGGGGAUACUUGAUGGCUACGCUGAACUCGUACCCAAUCAAUUGCAUGGCCAGGACGAGGAAGAGGUGCUAGUGAUGCAGGACUUUGUACCGCAGCCUCAAAGACAUGAACAGGCCGUCCGUCAAGUGGCUAACAGACGUGAGCGUCGUUCGCAUGCGAAGCGAGGUACUCCCCUUGCGGAUACGCAAAAAGACAUCAUUCAUGUGGACGCACCGAAGGUUACCGAACAUAACGCUGCACACAGGAUCAGUCCGAAGAAUAGUCAGGCACGGCCGAUGGCGCAGAAAACCGAACCCCUGCAUGCCGGUAGAGGGGUGUGGCGAACAAAUUACACGCCUAUGACUAUGGUGGCACGAGAUGGGCAGAAGGCUUCACCGCUGGUGGUGUAUGGCGACGACUUAUUAGCUGAAGGACAGACGGAGAUUUACCACCAUGACAUACACGAGGCGCGGCAAAUCAUGAAACUCUACCGUCAGCUCAAAGAAACCGAUCCGGAGAAUCCAGUAAUGAGCACGCAUGAGCUGGAAGAGACACGCGAGCUAUCCAGGGUAGGACGUGAUUUUGUCACUUGGGCUGUGGAGGCUGCAGCGGUUCCUGCUGAUCAAAGACAACCGGCACCAAAGACAAGUACGGAAGAGCGCCGCAAUCACACCAACAGCGUUUCACAGAACUCUGAUGCGGUGGCAGAAGCGCGUGCUGAUGAGGAGAUGCUUACUUUGGAGUCCGCCACCCAUCAGCCAGUCACAGAGGUGCUAAAAGUGUCAAGCAAGUCCAAUAAUAAGACACGUGUGUCCCAAAAUACGACACAGGAGAAUGUUAGUGCCACUGCUUCGAUGGGCACGAAUGGUCAGCCACACGCAGAGAGUGUUGCUACAAAGAGUGUUGCUGCGGCUCGUCCAGUAGCACCUACCAGCACUGCACCUCAGCCAGGCACACGUGGCAGUGUAGAGGAUCAGCCAAGUGCACAUAUACCGGAUACAACCCGGUCUCGGCAACCAGAAGCGACACAACACGUCGCCGGCGACCGUAAUGGGCCUGAGCCUGAUAGUCGAACAAGUGCGGUUGAUGUUGGUACGGCCCACACGGCUUUGGGUACGACAGGGGGGGGGAGUUGA
Messenger RNA from Sphaeroforma arctica JP610, 3326 nucleotides. RefSeq lists its product as hypothetical. The record is from RefSeq and is a predicted model, not a curated record. Gene Ontology annotation, molecular function: protein binding. The transcript is spliced from 12 exons. Bases 6 to 3326 code for a protein of 1106 amino acids. Lineage: Eukaryota; Ichthyosporea; Ichthyophonida.